UCCCUUACGUGUACCUCAUGGUUGCAUUGUUUGAAGAAGCCGAUGAGUCGACCGCCCGAGUUUCUCUUUACAGCAUGAUUUGAGCGAGGGUUAGUGAUCGCCUUGGUAUGAAGGCAGCGCUGCUCAUGGGUUCCAUCCCAAAUGUAAUUUUGGUUCUUACCUUCGAGACUUCAUCCUUAUUUAUUCAAGUCAUGAUUUCCUGGGUGCUCGGGGGAUUCAUGUAUCCUAAUGUUGGAAUAGUCCAGACUUGCAUCGUGGAGCAUACGAAUACCAAGGAGCACCUAAGUCAGUGUUUCAACCCGAUACACCGAAAUGGGACUAUGAAGAGCUCGCAAACAAGUCAGUCAAGGUAUUCUCAUCAGUAGCUUUCUCAAUGUCUUAGGCGAAAUCACUGUUUUUUCGUCGUCAUGCCUUAUGCCGGGCUGUCUGAGCACAGCACCGGAACCGUCCAUUUUGUUCCCGAAAAUAAAGACAUAUAUCUAACGGUAUUGAAGUGCGCGAUGCUGACAA
Molecule: messenger RNA, 510 nt
Organism: Xylaria bambusicola
Lineage: Eukaryota; Fungi; Ascomycota; Sordariomycetes; Xylariales; Xylariaceae
Exons: 2
Coding region: 108-365 (85 amino acids)
Source: RefSeq, a predicted model, not a curated record